AUGGCCAGCGUUAUCAACUUUGAGCCUAAAUACAUCACAUUCGACUGCUAUGGCACUUUGACCGACUUCAGUAAUAUGACCAAACUGACGCGAGAGAUCUAUGGCGAUCGACUGCAUGGCGAUGAGCUCGAGCGCUUCAUCUCACUUUUUUCCGGCUACCGAUACGACGAAUGUUUGGGCCCAUAUAAACCAUAUCGCGAUGUGCUUGUCAAUGCUGUCAGACGCACGUGUGCAACAACGGGAUUCCCCUUCUCAGAGGAGGAGGCUGAGAAGUUUUACCAUGCAGUCCCGACUUGGGGUCCCCACCCUGAUGUUCCAGAAGGCCUUCGUCGCCUGGCGACCAAGUACAAGCUCGUAAUCCUUUCCAACGCCUCGGAUGACCACAUUAUGCAGAAUGUAGAGAAGCUGGGAGCGCCAUUCCACGCCGUCUUCACGGCACAGCAGACACAGAGCUACAAGCCGAGGAUGCAAGGGUUCGAGUACAUGUUUGACAAACUCGGGUGCACCCCGCAGGACUGCCUCCACGUCUCGGCAAGCUUCAAGCACGACAUUCUGACCGUCGAUGCAAUGGGAAUGAACCACAAGGUUUUUGUCAACAGGAAGGGUACAGCGGAUCCCUCCAGGCCAGAUUACAACUGCUACGAGGUCAGGGAUAUUGGUGAUCUAGCAACCAAGUUGGGACUAUGA
Pestalotiopsis fici W106-1 is the source of this 687-nucleotide messenger RNA. RefSeq lists its product as uncharacterized. The record is from RefSeq and is a predicted model, not a curated record. Bases 1 to 687 code for a protein of 228 amino acids. Gene Ontology annotation, molecular function: hydrolase activity, acting on halide bonds, in C-halide compounds. NCBI's taxonomy places the organism in Eukaryota, Fungi, Ascomycota, Sordariomycetes, Amphisphaeriales, Sporocadaceae. The transcript has a single exon.